Molecule: messenger RNA, 2981 nt
Organism: Betta splendens (Siamese fighting fish)
Lineage: Eukaryota; Metazoa; Chordata; Actinopteri; Anabantiformes; Osphronemidae
Gene: matk
Product: megakaryocyte-associated tyrosine kinase
Exons: 13
Coding region: 261-1649 (462 amino acids)
Biological process (GO): protein phosphorylation
Molecular function (GO): protein binding; protein tyrosine kinase activity; ATP binding
Source: RefSeq, a predicted model, not a curated record
UGGCUCGACAGACGAACGGACGGACCGACGGAGAGAGAGAGAGAGAGAGAGAGAGAGAGAGACGGGCGGCGGGGGUUCGGCUCGAAUGCCGCCGGCUGGAGGGAGCGAGCUACGGAUCGAGGACGGUACCGGUGAUGCCACAUCUGGCGCCGCUGCUUGAGACGAAGCGGAGCUGAGGUCGUCGUGCGGAGCCCGCUGUCCCGAGCGCGCGCGCGCAGGAGACGCAGCAGAGCCGCAGAUUGGACCCCACGGUCCCGCUCAUGGCAAAGAUGAGCUGGGCUGCCGGGACACAGUGUGUGGCCAAGGGGGACCACAAGAAGCCCAAAGCCGGAGAACUGGCCUACCACAAAGGCGACAUCCUCACCGUGGUCGACACAAGCGCGAGGAAGGGCUAUUGCAUGGCCAGACACAACGCCACGGGAGCGGAGGGGCUCAUAAACCUCAGCAGCGUGCGUGAGAGGGAGGCCCUGCGCGUGGACCCCAGCCUCAGCCUCAUGCCAUGGUUCCAUGGGAAGAUCUCGGGCCCGGAGGCGGUGGGGAAGCUGCUGCCUGCCGAGGACGGCCUCUUCCUGGUGCGGGAGUCCAUCCGCCACCCGGGCGACUACGUCCUGUGUGUCAGCGUCUCUGGAGACGUCAUCCACUACCGCGUGAUCUACAAGGACAACAAGCUGACCAUUGACAACACACAGUAUUUCUACAACCUCAUCGACAUGAUCGAGUUCUACUCAAAGAACAAAGGCUCCAUUGCUACAACUCUUCUGAAGCCCAAACCAAAGCAAGGAGCCAAGUCAGCAGAGUUGGAGCUAUCGAAAGCUGGAUGGCUGCUGGACAUUACGAAGCUCACACUGGGAGAGAACAUUGGAGAGGGGGAGUUCGGGGCCGUGCAUGAGGGUCAGUACAUGGGCCAGCGGGUGGCAGUAAAAACCAUUAAAUGUGAUGUCACAGCUCAGGCCUUCCUGCAGGAAACCACGGUCAUGACGAAGCUCCAGCAUAAGAACCUGGUGCGGCUGUUGGGCGUCAUCCUCCACAAAGGCCUCCUCAUCGUCACAGAGCUCAUGAGCAAGGGAAACCUGGUGAACUUCCUCAGGACGAGGGGGCGCUCGGUGGUGAAGUCGGCCCAGCUGCUCCGCUUUUCCCUCGACGUGUGCGAGGGCAUGGAGUACCUGGAGUCCAAAAAGCUGGUCCACAGAGACCUGGCCGCCCGCAACGUGCUGGUGUCGGACGACGGCGUGGCCAAGGUCAGCGACUUCGGCCUCACCAAGGUGGACUCCAAGGCGCCGGACAACGCCAAGCUGCCCGUCAAGUGGACGGCCCCCGAGGCGCUGAAGAAGGAGAAGUUCUCCACAAAGUCGGACGUGUGGAGCUACGGCGUUCUCCUGUGGGAGAUCUUCUCAUACGGCCGCCAGCCCUACCCCAAGAUGUCGUUGGUGGAGGUGAAGGAGCGCGUGCAGGUGGGCUACCGCAUGGACGCCCCGGAGGACUGCGCCCCCGCCGUUUACGCCAUCAUGAGGAUGUGCUGGGAGCCGGAGCCGCGCAAGAGGCCCGCGUUCCACAAGCUGCGGGAGAAGCUGGAGCGAGAGGUGGGCGCGAGCAGCCCGGCGCCGGGGUCCCAGCGACGGGGGGGCGUCCGGUCUGCAUCUGGAUGCUGAUCCUUCUGGCUGCCGCGCGAGCAGAGACUGCAUCACCCUCCUGGGUCCGUGUACAGAUGGUCUGAGGUGGUGGCGUUGAUCCAGAUUGACUUAUGUUAGAAAGCACUUGAUGGAUUUCCCAGGAAACCUUCCACAGACACUUAUGGGUGGAUCAUACAGACUUUGAGGGUGUGAUAAGUGAACCUUUGCCCAAUCGUUGGCCUUGAGGUUUGGUGCAGACAUUUCUGGUUAAACCUUAAAUCCUAAACACAGCACGCAAACUAUAACGGCAGAAUCAAACUCACAGGACGUCUCUGCUCAUGAGUCAAGACACUAUGCGGGUUUAACACCGGCGGCUCAACAUGCGUAUUAAUCCCCAGCUGAAAAUAGUCCCCACUAAACACACUGUUUAUCUUUGCAUCAUGUUUACUGAAGGGUUCAUUCAAGGUGGUUAUAGGAAGUUGGUAAAAGUCAAACCUGUUGUUGCUUUUGGUAUUUUACACUAUCAGUGUUGUUCCUACAUGAAUGUAAACGUCAGUCACCGUGAGAGCAACAGUGUUUUUUAUAUGGUCAUUACCAUAUGAUCAAAAAGAUGAAAAAUACUAGAAAGGAGGAUGGAAGGAAAGAUCCUUAUUUGAUAUUUAAUCACAGAUCACCAAAAUCUGCUGGAAUCCCAGCAAUAAUGCUCGGCAAUAUGUCACCGACUCAGGGCUUAAUGUUAGGAAUAUUUUAAUACUGCAGUAUAGAAAGUAAAGUAAUUUAUUUCCAUGUUGUACAGACUGGUCAACAUGUUGCAGGUUGCAGAGGAUUUGCCUUUAAGCCUUUUGUUGUUUUUUUUUUCUUUAUGAUCAGUAGCCUGUUGUUCUUUAUUAGUUCAGAUGAAAUUUGGCAGGCGUUUUCUUUUUAUGACUUAAAAAAAUCCAGCCUAGUUCUAUUUCACAUCUGCUCUGUGUACUUAGGUUGGACUCUGAUUCAACUCAUUCCAACGCGUUUGCUUUAUAAGACGGAGGAGCAGCAUUUGUUCUGUUAAUUUGGAUGCUGAGGUUAUAGGAGUUACUUUGCAACGGCCGCUGUCCUCAUCUUGGGGUUUUUUUUUUUCAAAACAAAUCAAACAGUGUAACCCUGUUUCAUAAAUCUUAAAUUUUGCCUCAACUGGCUUUAAAAUGUAAACAAUAUCAAUUUUGAUCCAUCAUGUGUAUUUUGAAUAUGUGUAUCACAGUAGACAUGUCACUGUUUUCACCUCAUCGGCUCAUUUAUUAGAGCUGCAAUAACAGUCAAAUGACUUUAAAGUCAGCAGAGAAGGAGCCUCUGCUUUGCAUUGAUGUCAUGUUAUAAAUUAAAGAUGUCAUCUGA